GUUCAUCAAUUCCCUGGUUCACUUGGCUUCUUUUAACAACAGAUGUUAUUACAACAACUCCGCCUGCCUCCCUGCUCCUGUCAGCACAUCUGAUGGUGAAACCCAAGAAUCUACGGCUGUAACUGUGCCUGCAGAGCCUCACUGCUGCCCAGCCCCGUGGCCACUUGCAACCUUCUCCCUGGGAUCACCAAUGCAUCCCACCUUUGGCACCUGUGAGUAGCUUGUGCUGGGAGACACUGCAGAAAGGCUUUGGUUAAAGGAGACAGAGAAAAGGUGCGAGGGAGUCCACAGGAAGGUGAGUUCCUGCUAUCAGAGGAGGAAGCGGUGAGGAUGGCCAGCAACUCCAGUGCACUGCCCCGGGUGACUUUCCAGACGCCUGAGAAACCUGGGGAAGAAUCAUCACACAGGAAACUGGGCAAGUUGACCAUAAAGUACAACCGCAAAGACUUACAGCGCUGGCUAGACCUGGAGGAAUGGAUCAAUGCCCAGCUGCAGGAGCUGUACCAGUGCCGGCUAAGGGAGGAAACAGAGGCAGCAGCUCCUGAACCACAAAUUGAUCUUGAAGAUCUCCUGGAGGUCCCUAAUGAAGAACAGAAAUUAAAACUACAGGAAAUCCUUCAUGAGUGCUCCAGCCCCACAGAGGACUUUAUUACGGAAUUGCUUAGUCGAUUGAGAGGUCUCCGGAGAGUCACCAAUCCUCAGAAGAAAUGA
Messenger RNA from Malurus melanocephalus (red-backed fairy wren), 711 nucleotides. RefSeq names its product protein phosphatase 1 regulatory inhibitor subunit 14D (gene PPP1R14D). The record is from RefSeq and is a predicted model, not a curated record. Gene Ontology annotation, molecular function: protein serine/threonine phosphatase inhibitor activity. The coding region runs from base 331 to 711 and encodes 126 amino acids. Gene Ontology annotation, cellular component: cytoplasm. NCBI's taxonomy places the organism in Eukaryota, Metazoa, Chordata, Aves, Passeriformes, Maluridae. The transcript is spliced from 4 exons. Gene Ontology annotation, biological process: regulation of phosphorylation.